AUGGAAAUUUUUUUAAUGGGACUUAUAGCCUCAACUUUAAUCCGUGAGUAUUGGUUCAUUUCUUUAAGAAAUAAUAAUGAAACCGAACGAUCAGAGUAUUAUCUUGAAGAUGCAACAGUCGAUCGGGUGUUUGAACGCGUACAAAGUUGCCACCGAUCGAGAAUGGGCUUUGCAAGAGCCGACCAUUUGAAAUAUUUUUGUUCAUUUGCAAACACAAACUUGGAAAGACGCAAUAGAAUCCUUCGAGAUACGGCAGGGGGGUUUUCCAACCAAUGGGAUACCGGGGUUCUUCAGUCUACAAUGCCAACAGCAUCUACACCUGAAGCAAAAUCUAUAUCGAUCAUCUUUAGUCUCUUACCAUUUAUAAGUAAUGAUAAAAAUAACUAUUAUUUUAUUUUGUACCGAUUAAUGGGGUUGGCAAAAGUAGGAUCAUUUCCUGAAGAGAUAACAGUAGUCAAUGGACUUGCACGUAACCUCAUAUUUAACUUUAGUUCUGAUUUGGUUGAAUAUUACUACGCGGCUGGUGUUCCUUCACUAUUCCUCAAGAUGCUCAGACAUGAAACACAGAAUGCUGAAUUCAAAGUUGUUCGCAGAGCAUCCAGUUUAUUGUUCCGAGAUUUUGGUAAGCUUUCCAUCAAAUAUAAAUCCUCCAAAAAAUAUACCUCAGAAGAGGAAGCGCAAGCACUAGCUCUUGUUACUCGCCGUCCAUGGAUCCCUUCAUCGCUGACUUCAACCUACUACAAAGUACGAGAACAUGAAAAUCCCAAAAAGAUGGUGAUUGUGUUUACAUUUUGGUUGAUCUUUUCAUUAUAUGUUUGUUGGGAAAAAUCAAUCUCGGAAAUGGUCAACUUUUAUUUAUAUUAUUGUAUUGUGGAAUAUGUGGUGGAUAUGUGGUCAACUCUUGCAGUUGAAUACAGAAAAGAGAAAAUGGACCCAGGAGACAUGGAUUUCGCAUUCGAAGCAAUAGGGUCUAGUCUCCAGGUAGUUGCUUCAGUCCUUUUGUUUGUCACAAUCUGUCUAGCUGGAAAUAUAUGGCUAGCCAUCGCUGGCUUUUUAAAAAUGUUGUACCCAAUAUUUCCAGAUUACACAUCCCGAAUACAAACUCAAUCAAUAUUAAAGAAUGAUUUAUACAGGCAAUAUAAACAUUCAAUGGAUGAUUCAAAGGUUGAAGAUGAUCAUCAAGCAAUCAUAAUAAUGCAAUCAUCCUUGUUCAAAGUUUCUAGAUCAUUCACAAACUUGGGAUUGAAAAACUCAUCAUUAUACUAUAGAUCAAUGACUACUUACAGAUCUGAAUACGAUACCUUUGGUGAAGUCAAGGUCGAUGACUCCAAGUACUGGGGUGCUCAAACUCAAAGAUCAUUAGAGAACUUUGAUAUUGGAGGUCCAUCAGAGAGAAUGCCAAAUCCAGUGAUUAGAGCAUUUGGUGUAUUGAAAAAGUCAGCUGCUAUUGUAAACAAAAAGUUUGGAUUGGAUGCUGAGAUUGCAGACAAUAUUGUCAAGGCUGCCGAUGAAGUUAUCUCUGGCAAGUUGGAUGACCAAUUCCCAUUGGUUGUUUUCCAAACUGGUUCGGGUACUCAAACCAACAUGAACGUCAACGAAGUCAUUUCCAACCGUGCCAUCGAGUUAAUGACCAAGAAGCGUGACUUUACCAAAAAGGUAGUUCAUCCAAACGACCACGUCAACAAGUCGCAAUCAUCCAACGACACCUUCCCAACUGCCAUGCAUAUUGCUGCCGCCGUUGAAAUCAAGGAACGUCUCAUCCCAGGCAUGCGUAUGUUGCUCAACGAGAUGCAAAAGAAGCAAGCCGAGUUUGAACACAUUAUCAAGAUUGGGCGUACCCAUUUGCAAGAUGCUACCCCUUUGACCCUCGGUCAAGAGUUUAGCGGUUACGUCACCCAAAUUGAAUACGGUAUUUUACGUGUUGAAGCCACUCUUCCACGUCUCUACCAACUCGCACAGGGUGGUACUGCCGUCGGAACCGGUCUCAACACACCAGUUGGUUUUGACACUGCUAUCGCCGCCGAGGUUGCCAAGCAAACCGGUAUUGCUUUCAAGACCGCUCCAAACAAGUUUGAGGCACUCGCUGCCCACGAUGCACUCGUUGAAGUCAGCGGUGCACUCAACACUGUCGCCGUCUCACUCAUGAAGAUUGCCAACGACAUUCGUCUCCUUGGUUCUGGUCCACGUUGCGGUCUCGGUGAGUUGUUGUUGCCAGAGAACGAGCCAGGAUCGUCCAUCAUGCCAGGCAAGGUCAACCCAACCCAAUGCGAGGCACUCACCAUGGUCUGUGCUCAAGUCAUGGGUAACAAUGUCGCCGUCUCGAUCGGUGGUAGCAACGGUCACUUUGAGUUGAACGUCUUCAAGCCAGUCAUUAUCAAGAACGUCCUCCAAUCGGUACGUAUCCUCGGUGACGGUUGUGUCUCUUUUACCAAAAACUGUGUCGUCGGUAUCAAGGCCGAUGAGAAGCGUAUCUCUCAACUCAUGAACGAGUCUCUUAUGCUCGUCACUGCUCUCAACCCAUACAUUGGUUACGACAAGGCUGCCAAGGCUGCUAAAAAGGCUCAUGCUGAAAAGACCACCCUCAAGGAAGCUUGUCUCACUCUUGGUUAUGUCACCUCUCAAGAAUUUGAUCAAUGGGUUAGACCAGAAGAAAUGAUUCAUCCAAAAUAA
Messenger RNA from Cavenderia fasciculata, 2670 nucleotides. It is a transcript of the gene fumH, whose product is annotated as fumarate hydratase. The record is from RefSeq and is a predicted model, not a curated record. Bases 1 to 2670 code for a protein of 889 amino acids. The transcript is spliced from 6 exons. Gene Ontology annotation, molecular function: fumarate hydratase activity. NCBI's taxonomy places the organism in Eukaryota, Evosea, Eumycetozoa, Acytosteliales, Cavenderiaceae. Gene Ontology annotation, biological process: tricarboxylic acid cycle; fumarate metabolic process; malate metabolic process. Gene Ontology annotation, cellular component: mitochondrion; tricarboxylic acid cycle heteromeric enzyme complex.